UCUUUCACGCGCUAGCAGCAGUAGUCCACUGUCGCUUGCGGCCGUCGUCGUUGCCUGUCGAUGGAGUGAUCCUGCUUGACAGCCGCAUGCUUUGUGCGAGUUCUAUGCAACUGUCACAUAGCUUGUGAAAUCUGACAAGCGGGUUUAGAUUUCGGAGUCGCCUCUGGAAAGGACUCUGAGGCACAGCAUUUAUUCUCUAGAGGAAAAAUUAGCAUUAAACUUAAUGUAGCCGAAGCUACGAAGGAUCUUCGCUGCACCCUUUUUCGGGGAUCAAUCAUUACACCAGUCGAUCGCUCUACUAAGCUAACCAGUGGGUUAGCAAGUGGCGGGACGAGGGUGAAUCAAUUGGCUACUUAGGGCCACCUGUGCCGCAGCCCUUGUUUUGUUUAGCCUGCGAUGGACUACAAACGGAAGCAGUCUGGGCGACUGAGCUCGUCGCAGCAGGGUGGCAUGAAGAAGUCACGCCGGCAAAAUGAUGAUGACGAUGAGCCGAUGGACUUUGAAGCAGAGCUGGCCCUCAUGGAGCAGCAGCUCAGUGAGGAGCAGGCAAUGGAUGAUGUAGAGUCCCAGGAGUCUGUUGCUGGACCUGCUGAUGUUUGCACGAGUGCACGGUGGGGACGGCCUCCGUUGGCAGCACCAUGGGACCCCACGGUGCGCAGCCUCGAGUUCCAGCAGCUGGACCUGGACCACUACCUGGGCGAGCCGCUGCCAGGCAUGCCCGGAAUGAGCCGGGGCCCCAUCCCCAUUGUGCGCAUGUUUGGUGUUACCGACGAUGGACACAGCGUGCUUUGUCAUGUGCACGGCUUCCUGCCUUACUUCUACAUCGAGGCACCACCAAACUUCCGCAAGGAGCACUGCUGGGCCUUCAGGGAAGCAUUGAACAAGGCUGUGCUGAAGGACAUGCGCUCCAACAAGAACAGCCUGUCAGACACAGUUGUUGGCAUCGACAUGGUGUUAAAGCAGAGCAUCUAUGGUUACAACAGCAAGGGCAAGACACCCUUUCUCAAAGUCACCAUGGUUCUGCCCCGACUCAUUGCACCAGCCAAACGGCUGCUGGAGACAGGCAGUGUGUCUGUAGAACACUAUGGAGCACCCAGUUACCGCAUCUUUGAGAGCAACGUUGACUUUGAAAUCAGGUUCAUGGUGGACACGCACGUUGUGGGCUGCUGCUGGAUCGAGCUGCCCCGGGGCAAGUACAAAGUUCGUGACGACCGCAGUCGGGUGUCACGGGCGCAAAUUGAAGUGGAUGUGGCAUGGGAUGACAUGGUGUCACACUCGCCAGAGGGCACCUGGGCACGUGUCGCUCCUCUGCGCAUCCUGAGCUUUGACAUCGAGUGCGCCGGCCGCAAAGGCAUAUUCCCAGAGCCGGAGAAGGACAGUGUCAUCCAGAUCGCCAACAUGGUGGUGCGCCAGGGCGAGAAGGACCCGUUCAUUCGGAACGUCUUCACCCUCAACACCUGUGCAUCCAUCGCGGGCUGUGAGGUUCUUUGCUACCAGCAGGAGCGGGACCUGCUGCAGAAAUGGUCGGACUUCUUGCGCGAAGUCGACCCGGACGUGAUCACGGGCUACAACAUCCAAAACUUCGACUUUCCCUACCUGAUGAACCGGGCCAAGCAGCUGCACGUAGACCUGUUCCCAUUCCUGGGGCGCAUCCGCAACUGCAAGACACUGCUCAAGGAUGCCAUCAUGCAGUCCAAGCAGAUGGGCCGCCGAGAGAACAAGGUGGUCACCAUCGAGGGCCGUGUCCAGUUCGACCUCCUGCAGGUGCUGCUGCGUGACUACAAGCUGAGGUCGUACACGCUCAAUGCGGUCAGUUACCACUUCCUGCAGGAGCAGAAGGAAGACGUCCAGCACAGCAUCAUCACAGACCUUCAGAAUGGCACAGACCAAACGCGUCGUCGCCUGGCUGUCUACUGCUUGAAGGAUGCCAUGCUCCCACUGCGUCUGCUGGACAAGCUCAUGAGCGUCAUCAACUACAUGGAGAUGGCCCGUGUCACAGGGGUGCCUAUGACCUACCUGCUGUCACGGGGUCAGCAGAUCAAGGUCAUCUCUCAGCUCCUUAGAAAGGCUGCCGAGCAAGACCUGAUCAUGCCAUUGGUGCACUCGGAGGCCGGCGAGGACUUCGAGGGCGCCACGGUCAUCGAACCGGCCAAGGGUUUCUACAGCGUGCCCAUUGCAACGCUCGACUUCUCGUCCCUGUAUCCGUCCAUCAUGAUGGCGCACAACCUGUGCUACACGACUGUGCUGGACAACCGCCAGAGGGAGCAGCUCAAGCCAGACCAGUUUAUCCGCACUCCAUCGGGUGACCACUUUGUCAAGGCCUCGGUCCGUAAGGGACUUCUGCCCGAGAUUCUUGAGGACCUGCUCAGUGCUCGCAAAAGGGCCAAGACCGACCUGAAGAAUGAGACGGAUCCAUUCCGCAAAAAGGUGCUGGACGGCCGUCAGCUUGCUCUGAAGAUCAGCGCCAACUCUGUUUAUGGCUUCACAGGUGCGCAGGUCGGAAAGCUACCCUGCCUUGCCAUCUCCAAGAGUGUCACUGCAUUUGGCCGCACCAUGAUUGAGAAGACCAAGCAGGAAGUGGAGGCCCGGUACACACGGGCCAAUGGCUACGAGCACGAUGCCAAGGUCAUCUACGGUGACACUGACUCAGUCAUGAUCCGGUUUGGCACAGACACGCUCGAGAAGGCCAUGGAGCUUGGCCGCGAGGCGGCGAAUUAUGUCACCGCCAAGUUUGUACGCCCCAUCAACCUUGAGUUCGAGAAGGUGUACUACCCGUACCUGCUGAUCAACAAGAAGCGCUAUGCAGGCCUGCUGUAUACACGGCCAGAGACGUACGACAAGAUGGAUUGCAAGGGUAUUGAGACAGUGCGACGAGACAACUGCCCCUUGGUGGCCAACCUCAUUAACACCUGUCUUGAGCGCAUCCUCAUCAAUCGGGACCCCGAUGGGGCGGUGGAAUUUGCCAAGCAGACAAUAUCGGACCUGCUCUGCAACCGAGUGGACAUCUCCCAGCUAGUCAUCACCAAGGAGCUCACCAAGAACGACGGCGAGUAUGCUGCCAAGCAGGCUCACGUGGAAUUGGCGCAUCGGAUGCGCAAGCGAGACGCCGGCAGCGCUCCGAACUUGGGUGACCGUGUGCCCUACGUGAUUGUGGCGGCGUCCAAGGGCACGGCUGCCUACCUCAAGUCGGAGGACCCCAUGUUCGUGCUGGAGCACAGUGUGCCCAUCGACACGCAGUACUACCUGGAGAACCAGCUGAGCAAACCCCUGAUGCGCAUCUUCGAGCCCAUCCUUGGCGAAGCAAAGGCAGAGUCCGUGCUGCUGCGCGGCGACCACACACGGACCAAGACCGUGGUGCACUCCAAAGUUGGUGCCCUGGCCGCCUUCACGAAGAAGAAGAGCACCUGCAUCGGUUGCCGGGCCGUGCUGGAAGAUCAGAAUUCUGCCGUGUGCAAGCACUGCAAGACAAGGGAGGCUGAGAUUUACUUAGUAGAGGUGAACCACCUGAGCAGCCUUGAGUCAAAGUUCUCACAGCUGUGGACCCAGUGUCAGCGCUGCUCGGGGAGCCUUCAUGAGGAGGUGCUCUGUACCAGCCGCGACUGUCCCAUCUUCUACAUGCGCAAGAAAGUACAGAAGGACCUUUCAGAUCAAGAGAAGGUGGUACAUCGCUUUGGGCCACCAGAAUGGUGAAGACGAGAAGGGGAGGCAGCUUCUAAUAGUCACGUGUUACUCUCCAGCUGUCUCCAUUUGUACAUAUACGUGUGACCUAGUGUUGCCUUUUAACUUCAGCCAAGUGCCACCGUGAUCAUGUGAGUGGUGUCGCUCCCAGCAAUGCUGUGGUGUGUCUUACCUGCAUCAAAUCUGGACUGGCUGUCUUGUGACAUCUGGUGCCUGCUAUGCCUCGAGAACCAUCUCCUAUGAUCGAUCCCUCACCAAAAAACUAAACUGUUAUGCGCUUUAGUAAGACUGCAUUCAGAAACUCUUGUACUUCUACAUUUCUCUUCUGAUUUGUGCUUUUAGAUGCAAGACCAUAAGUGCUGCCACACAAACAUGGUGCUGUCGAUUUCCAGUGGACCUCCUUGAGUAUUCUUUGUUGUCUAGCAACUGCAAGAAUUAGUUGUUUUAUAUUUAAAGAAAAUGCCUGGCAAGGUUGUUAUCUUUUUGUUUUUGCUGGGCUUGUGAUCUGAAGUGCCUCCACAACAAAAACGGACGCCAGCGCCUGUGGUAAUGUAAAAUAGGAACUCUUUAACCCAUGCUGUAAUUCCUAAGCAGCGGUGUGUGUGGCAUCAGUAGUUGCAUAGAUUCCUUGUAAAUAGCUUUUAGUUCUUGUUCAAGUAAAACCUUUUUACCAUAAUAUAGUAACUGUGUUGAUUGUGUAUGUGUGAUUAAUAAAACCGAUGUAGAAAACUGGAGUGUGCGUGUUUACAUUUACAGAUAGAAUCCUGUUUGGCAUUCUCUCCUUUUCUUGUUCAGAGUGUCAUCUUAAGAUAAUCAUCUAUGGCAUUGUACUAUAGUUUGUGCACGUCCUGGUGUUUACACAUAGGCUGUGAGGCUUAGCGCUGUCUAGGGUUCGAAGAAAACCUGUAUGGCGAGGAAACAAACAUGCUUUAAAUAAAAUGUACGUAGCUGCAGGGGGUAAGGAAUAAAAAUGAGCUUCACAUAUUGUGGCUCACACGGGUGUCCUGUUUACAGGGCCUCGAAUUGGCAAGCCUUUAUUUUUUGUGCUAUCUGGCAAGUGGGCAUAGUGUUCUUAGAUCUGUGUACAACCUUGUUCUAAAAAUGGUCAAACAUUUUGCUCUGCUAAAAUCAGAAGUGCAGCUAGGUUACCCUGAUAUGGUGGCAUUUGCUGUCCAGGCAACAGGGUGUUGCAUUUGUACAGUCAUUACCAGAAAUAUUGCAUUGCUAUGCUCAUUUUAAUUUUUUUUUAGUACUUCAGAAUUUAAUGUUACUCUGUCCGUGAUGCCUGUUUCUGGAGCAGACUGUCUAGCUAAUGUUGGAGAAGCUACGUAAAAGAAAUUUUAAUGUUGAAGUGCUAUCUAUGUACGGUAUGCUGAAAACUAAAAAAUAUUGCUCUGUUAAAUUGGAGGUACAAAGUUACCUUGCUCUUGUGGCAUUUGCUGUCCAGCAAAUGUUGCACUGAUGAUUGGUGAGUUUUGGCAUUUAUGCAUUGAUGAGUUGUUUAUGCAUUGAUGAGUGUCACUACAGUUAUGGUACACAUAAAUUUGGGACCUUACAAUUUAUAAGGAGCUAAAUUAAAGAGGAGACAAUUAAAUGAUCCUGAAAUGGUGGAUUACAUUUGUCCAAGAUGCUAGCCACAUUUACUUUAGUGGGAGAAGGUUGGCCAUUUCCUGAUAAAGCAAAGGUCCAAGCUGUUCUAUUCUUGAAUUGCACAAUAGAACCGCAGCACUGUUGGCAAAAAGCUGAUGUCAUAGAUUCUACGGUAUUCUUGCAUACUUUAGUCACAUUUAUGUGGAAUGAGUUGCCAAACCUUUGUGUGAACCUUUCCAAAUGCACUGUGACUUUUCUAUUGGUAAAUUGUUGACUAGUGCCAAGCUGACAGUGACGAUGAAAUGGGGCACGAAGUUAAAGUGUCGUCAGCUGCCCAUUUCUUUUUCUCACCUUUUCUGUCUUGGCAAGCCUCAAUUCUCGAUAAGACUGGCCUAGUCACAUUUCCGCUGAUGUGAUCUAUCAAUCUAGGUUAACUUUGUAUAAUUUCUUGUCAGUAUCCCUUUAAUGCAUGGGCCUUUGCUUUUAAACUUGUGUAGCAGUAUUUUCUCCCUACAUUGUUUUUGUAUGAACUGUCUGGUAAACUGCAUUUGUGUGAGAGCUUCAAGUGGCUUUGGUUUGUCUGGUCAAGGGUGCAUCCAAAAAGUGACUUGCACAAUGCAGCUAUGCAUGUCUUUUUGAGUCAUGGCAGUGUCAUUGCUCCAUGUUUUCGUUCUUAAUUGGCUGAACGUGUUUUUAAUUUCGGUCAAAAUAAUUUUGCGUAAGAUAAAUGUAUGUAGUUUAGGCCAAAAUAUUCCAAGAAACCGGCAUUUUAUGCAUGUGUUGCAAGGUGUAUUGUACUCCUUGUGCAAGGAAUUUGAUGCGCCCUUGCAUCUCAUGAAUUUCUCAAUUUGAACAGUUAGCCACGUUUGAGGCACCACAACAUAAAAGCGUUUUACAGAAUGCUGCAGCUUUUAUAUCAGGGAAAAAAAAACUCAGUUUAUGUAACCAAAGGCAUUUCUUUCCUGGAAUAUGUUUGCUACUAGCAGUCUCUGAAAUUGUACUGCUGCAAUUUUUAAGCAAAUAAAGAUAUACUCGCCCAUGGA
Molecule: messenger RNA, 6311 nt
Organism: Dermacentor albipictus
Lineage: Eukaryota; Metazoa; Arthropoda; Arachnida; Ixodida; Ixodidae
Gene: PolD1
Product: DNA polymerase delta
Biological process (GO): DNA replication proofreading; nucleotide-excision repair, DNA gap filling; DNA-templated DNA replication
Cellular component (GO): delta DNA polymerase complex
Molecular function (GO): 3'-5'-DNA exonuclease activity; DNA-directed DNA polymerase activity; nucleotide binding
Source: RefSeq, a predicted model, not a curated record